AGCCCCUAAAAAAUGAGUAGAGUAGAGACUCUAAACAGUCCCUGGCUCCCAAAUCCCAAUCGAACCCGGCUGAAGAUGCUCUAACCCGGCUCCCAAAUCCCAAUCGAACCCGCCCGCCUCCCAUCUCCCCAAACCCUCGUCCUCCUCAAGCUCACGAACCUCGCCGCCGCCGCCGCCGCCGCCGGCAGCCCCCGCUCGACCGGGCGCCAUGGCUCGUAACGAGGAGAAGGCGCAGUCCAUGCUGAAUCGCUUCAUCACGAUGAAGCAGGACGAGAAGCGCAAGCCCCGCGAGCGCCGGCCCUACCUCGCCUCCGAGUGCCGGGACCUCGCCGAUGCCGACCGCUGGCGCGCGGAGAUCCUGCGCGAGAUCGGCGUCAAGGUCACCGAGAUCCAGAACGAGGGCCUCGGCGAGCACCGCCUCCGGGACCUCAACGACGAGAUCAACAAGCUCCUCCGCGAGCGCGGCCACUGGGAGCGCCGAAUCCUCGAGCUCGGCGGUCGCGACUACGCUCGCAGCUCCAACGCCCCGCUCAUGACCGACCUCGACGGCAACAUCGUCGCUAUCCCCAACCCCUCCGGCCGUGGCCCGGGCUACCGCUACUUUGGUGCUGCCAAGAAGCUACCCGGCGUCCGUGAGCUAUUCGACAAGCCACCUGAGGUCCGCAAGCGUCGUACCCGAUACGAGAUCCACAAGCGCAUUAAUGCUGGGUACUAUGGGUACUAUGACGACGAGGAUGGCGUGCUAGAGCCCCUUGAGGCUGCUGCGGAGAAGCGAAUGCGGGAUGAAGUUGUCACAGAAUGGCACCGCGUGGAGCGUGUGCGUCGGGAGGCCAUGAAGGGUGUGGUGAGUGGCGAAGUGGCUGCAGCAGGUGGGCGUGGUGGAGAGGCAGCUAGGGAAGUGCUGUUCGAGGAGGUGGAGGAGGAGGUUGAGGAGGAGAGGAGGCAGGAGGAGGAGAAGAGGGAAAGAGAGAAGGGAGAAGAGGCUGGGAGAGAGUUUGUUGCACAUGUGCCGCUCCCUGAUGAGAAGGAGAUUGAGCGAAUGGUGCUAGAGAAGAAGAAGAAGGAGCUGCUAAGCAAGUACACCAGUGACACCCUGCAGGACGAACAGAAGGAGGCCAAGGAGAUGCUCAAUGUGCAACGCUAGGAAAAGGAGGUUUUACAUUGUUGAAUCCUCCGGGCUGGCACUCGACAGCACUGCAAUGCAAAGGAGGAACAAUAUAUGCAGCGCAAGCAGGGCAAGCUAGGAGAUUUGAUGUAAAAAAGGAUCAAAGGGCUUCCCUGUGUUGUAUUCUUUGAUGUACUUCCUAGCCUUGAAUGAGUGAUGACAAGUCGGUGAAGGCUAAAACCUUAGUGUCACACUGGUGAUGCACCGUGCAUGCUGUACUGUAUCCACUAUCACUUGUCAUCUACAGCAAAAUUGAUUUCGAAAGAUAGUUAUAACAGAUAAUCCGGUAGUUAAGCACUAUGGCCCAUCAA
This is a messenger RNA of Brachypodium distachyon (stiff brome), 1476 nucleotides long. Its product is annotated as pre-mRNA-splicing factor ISY1 homolog. Gene Ontology annotation, biological process: generation of catalytic spliceosome for second transesterification step; mRNA 3'-splice site recognition. The transcript has 2 exons. NCBI's taxonomy places the organism in Eukaryota, Viridiplantae, Streptophyta, Magnoliopsida, Poales, Poaceae. Bases 209 to 1144 code for a protein of 311 amino acids. The record is from RefSeq and is a predicted model, not a curated record. Gene Ontology annotation, cellular component: catalytic step 2 spliceosome; post-mRNA release spliceosomal complex; post-spliceosomal complex.